Messenger RNA from Fusarium tjaetaba, 8850 nucleotides. RefSeq lists its product as uncharacterized. Bases 1 to 8850 code for a protein of 2949 amino acids. The record is from RefSeq and is a predicted model, not a curated record. The transcript is spliced from 15 exons. NCBI's taxonomy places the organism in Eukaryota, Fungi, Ascomycota, Sordariomycetes, Hypocreales, Nectriaceae.
AUGACGACUCCAGAAGAAGCGGAAAGGAUUGUAAAGGAGGUGACAGAAUAUUAUGGAUAUCUGGACCAUGACAUGAUGGACGAUAUUGGCCGGUUCAACUCCGACUAUCGUCGAAGGAUUGAUGAAAAUUGGCUCAAGAUGGAGAACGCUGCAUCGCAUUCCAUCAAAGUUUUAGCAAGAAACAUCUACGGCAGCGGUGCUCGAUUCGUGUUCGAGCUUCUCCAGAAUGCCGAAGACAACAGCUUUCGGAGAGCCGAUGACAAGAACGACCCUCCGUUCAUUUCCUUUCAGAUUCACCCCAAACAUAUCGUGGUUGAAUGUAACGAGGACGGUUUCACCAGUCUUGAUCUGAAGGCGAUAUGCUCUGUCGGAGAAAGCACCAAGACUGCAAAACAUGGAUAUGUAGGUGCCAAAGGCAUCGGCUUCAAAUCCGUGUUCAUCGCUGCAUCUCGCGUGCACAUCCAGUCCGGAAACUACUCGUUUGAGUUCCGACAUAAUAGGAACGACCCGGGUCUCGGAAUGGUCAGGCCCAUCUGGGUGAAGCCGACAGAGACGAUUCCUAAACCUCUCACUCGUACAACACUUUAUUUACAUGAUCAAGGUGACGAUGAAGAGAUAGAGCAUCUUAAGACGGUCAUUGCUAUGCAGUUCGACGACCUUCAGGAGACAUGUCUUCUUUUCCUACGAAAGCUGAGUAAGAUUAGUGUCACGUUCUACGACGGACAAGGAAAUAUUCAGCGGUCAAAGCAGUUUACGAAAAAGAAGGUCGACGACUACCGUGUCUCUUUAGAAACUGCGGUAGCUUCAGCGGGCAAAUCCUCUACGACAAGCCAAAUGUAUCAUAUUACGAAGCAGUUGGCCACGGGUCUAGCGCAGAGCGAGAGUCGCGAUGCUGCCACAACUGAGGAAGCACGGAAAAGCCUCACUUCUGCGGAAGUUGUCUUGGCCUUUCCACUAAAAAGUGAUUAUCAGCCUCACAUUUCUACAAGAAGACAGGAGCUCUUUGCUUUCCUGCCCCUCAGAACUUCAGACUACAAGUUUCACAUCCAAUCAGACUUUGAUACCAAUGCCAACCGGCAGGAUAUUGUGACUACGACAAGGAGAAACUUGAACAUUCGAGACUGGAUUGCGAAGACAUUUCUGCAGGCAGUCUUGGAAUUUAACCAGCACCCAGUUCUGUGCUAUAACUGGCCACAGUUUCUCCCGUCUCAGGACAGUGGCAAUGAUUCUUUUUGGUCCGGGCUUGAUGCCAAGAUCCUAUCUCUGGUUCAGGAGACUCCUAUUCUAAGAUCCAGAAACAGGAGGGACUUGCGUCUCAUUCGUGACGUCAUGAUAGCCUCGAAUGGCAUGACCGACGAUGAAGGCAUACUCUUACUCGACGAUCCUGUCACGGACCCCUUUGCCUCAGCCAAGUACACGUACACAGUGACUCAGCAUCUUAAGCCCUAUGGACUACGGGUAGCACCUGUAUCUCUGUUUGUUGGCCUCCUGAAAAGAGAUCUCAGCCAGCAUAACUCCAAAAUGCGCACCAACACAACAUCUGAUGACUGGCAUUCUUUAGUAGCCCAGAUGUGUUCGAAGAUAUGCGACAACAACUGGGUUGGAACCGAAUUGCUCAAGUCACUCGAACUUCUACCAUUGAGAGAUGGCAAAUGGGUCUCAUGUGCCUCAGGACCGGUUUAUUUUCCGAUGACAGGAGAUAUCGAAAUACCGGAGGACUUAGGCCUUAGGGUGCUCAAUAAAUCUGCGACGAUCAACCCAGACCGGAGGGAUUUGCUUCGGCAUCUUGGAGCAACAGACGCCAAGCAAGAAGAGGUUCGAUUCGCAAUAACCUCCUUAUUCAUCAAAUUGCCAAGUAUGGGGUUUCGGUUCACUUUCGACUGUCUCCGCUACUUAUUUCUGACACACUCACAACCUAAACAUGCCCGUGAAAGCUACAAGAACAUAUGGCUUUUCACCGAAGAACACGAAUUGCAUCGGACACACGGCCAGACUAUUUAUCUUCCUAUGGAUGAGCAUCCCUUAUGCCCCGCUAGCCUCUUAAAAAAUGCCCAUGUGCCGCCUGACUUUCCUGUCCACUUUCUAGAUCGUGAAUAUCUCUCGAUCGGAUCAGAAGAUCAAAAUCACUCCUUGCCUUCUUACAAACGAUGGCUGUGCGACUUUAUCGGGAUCCAUGAGAGAAUUACGAUCUUAUCACCCAACCGAAAUGAGUUAUCCCAGCCUUUUCAGUACGUCCUCACUCAUCGCUCGGCCAAGUUCCUUGGCCUCCUCGAACAUCUUUGGCGGCUAGAAGGAAAGGAAGUCUUGAAACAUCCAACUGUUGUGUCACAUAUAAAGCAAAUCCCUGCGAAAGAGCUUUGCAGAAUUAAUUUCUCCCUAAACCUCGAAAACACAUGGCUUCCUCUGCCAGAGCUUGAAAAUUCUGUUCACCGGUAUAUGGAGCAUUCAGAACAGUUUCCAUUUCUUGUUGUCGGGGAGGAUGAUGACGCCGAACAAAUUGGGUCUAAAUGGGGCUUCCUAACCCAACACUUUGGUGUUGGCAAAUCUGACGACUUGGACUUUCUUCUCGGAAUACUUCACUGCAUCUAUAGAUCAUGCGAAUAUCCUUUGUCGAUUCGUCAAUCCCAAAAGGUGUUUGAACUAUACAUAGCCAUCUACGCUAAGCUUGCUGUCUCCUUGGUACCGAGUAUAACGCGUACGAGAAUCAAAGAGGCCUUUGAAUCCUUUUGCGACGAUUGCAUCCUUGUACCAGACGAUGAAGACAAUUCAGCGUCGUGGGUAGAGCCUGAAGUCUGUGUCUGGGAUGGGCCAUCUGACCUUGACUCUGUGUGUUCCCUGAAAUCCGCGUAUAAGAGAAGAGGUUUGGGCGAUGAAGACAUCAGCAACAUUGAAAAACUAUUUGUUGGAACCUUGGGCAUACGAAACAUAUCGGCAGAGGGUAUUGUGUCGGAACUUAAAUGCCGUUACGGCACUUGUGGGAAUGAGGAGAAUGAUGGCGAGAUUUUGAACCUCUACAAAUAUUUGCAUGAACAGCUUACAGUCACACCUGGAGUAAGAGCUGCAUUUCAACAAUCUUCACUCAUCUUUCUGAGGCAGGAUGAUGAACCACAAUGGUAUAAGACCUCUGACUGUCUGUGGUCUAGCACAGCACCAAUCCGCGGGAAGGUCACGCUUGACGAGGCUUAUGAGGACCUCAAAGCGUUUUUCGUCAGCAAGCUUGGUGUGAAAUCGCUCACAAUGCAGAUGGUAUAUGAUGAGCUGCGGCAGUCUCCUGAGAGCAGCGUAGAAGACAUAAAGGUUGCUCUGUUUUCUUUCAAUGACUUUCUCCAGACUGAGCACGGCAAUUGGGAUCCAGAACCUAUUAAAACAGCAAAGAUAUUUCCUGUCGUCUAUCCUGAUGGGACUACCGCCUUGCGGUCCAUGGAUGUGGACUUUGCAAUAGCAGAUCGGGACAACCUACGAUCUAAGUUCUCUAACCAGAUUGCUCUCCUAGACUUUGACUUGGAGGAUGUCCACCGACUAAGGCCAUUAUUUACCUGGCUGAAGAUUCAAGAGCGAUAUCUCUCCAAGUGCGUCAUUGAAACAACAGCAAUCUCAGACGACUCCAGGAUGCCGAUAUCAUCACCUAGAAGAGACUUGGGCCUCAAAGCCUAUCAAAUAUGCCGGGUUGCAGCCACAUUCAGGAGUCCGCGCUUUCAGCACAGUGAACCCCAUCUCUACAACCAGCUGCGUGCUAUGGAGGUCUUGGAGGUUGAAGGGAUCUCCUCCAUUCUGAAAUUGAGUCAGGGUGGCAGAAAUUAUGAAGCGAGACUCACGGCAGCCAGUGAGCAUAUCGACGAACCAGCUGGAAAUCUCACCAUCUACGUCCCACGAGACCGAAGAGCGCAGGAAAUCUGUUUUGGAUCAGUCCUCCCCAGGAAGUUUGCAGCAUGGCUCAUGCGUAACCCGCAUACUAAUAUUGAUGGCAAUGUGGAGGUCGAUGUCAUCAACGCCCUCACUUCAAUUUUCGCCAGCGAGCGUGCUGUUCUGGACGAGAUUCUUGACGAUCAGGGUAUGAUACAGUUGCAGUUUGAAGACCCAGACGAAUAUUUGAAUCAAGAUGAAAUGUGCGAUGAACGGGCCCAAGAUAAUCAUGCGUCUGAUUCGACCCCAGAUCAUGGUUAUGAGAUUUCUGAACUGGUUCUCACUCCGACUCAUUCAUCAGUGAACGAUGCCUCAAUCAUACCAUCGUCAGUGCGAGAUUCAGAAAUCGAGGAUGGUGUUCUGGAAACAGAUGGAGAAAUAGUUGAGAUUCAGAGCAGCACAUCCCAUCAACUUCGCCGAGGUGAAAGAAGUGCUUCGCGGCCCCAGCGACAUCACACAACAGAUGACAGACCUUUCAGCCCAGAGCAGUUGAAUAACCAACGUCCAACUUCUUCGAAUCCAGCUGCCCAGGCGACUGAGGACCAGCGAUAUCGAACGAUUCUCGAAAGAGUCAUCGCGGCAGCUCGACUUGCGAACUUUCCACCUGGUGGGGUCUUUGACUUGAAUGACUUGCGAGAUGCCUUACCGGACUCUGGAGAACCGAGUUCGUACCUGAGUUAUGAUGGAUUGGAUGUGUUGAGUAGGUUUCGAUCCACAAGCCAACUGGAACGCGAUAAGAAGAUAGGGGCCGCUGGAGAACUCUACGUAUUUGAGCUGCUAUCAAAACUUGACCUACCAGGCUGGGGCCGUGGGAACUGGCAAAGCACCAUAAGAACAUAUGCAAAUGUCCAUCCGGAGUACGCCGAUCUGACUCACUGGCCUAAUCGUGAGACAGCAGAUCUUGUAUACUCAGAUACGCAAGGAGAUCUGACACGUCUUUUGGUCGACGCCGAGAUCCUUGGUGACGAUUGGUCUACAAGACGCCCCAGAUACUACAUCGAGGUGAAAACAACUACCGGGCCAUGCGGAACACCAUUUUAUAUGAGUGGAAACCAAUACCGACUGAUGGAACGUAUUCACCAUAGUCCAGAUUUCUCAGAAGUCUAUAUCAUAUUCCGUAUUUAUUUCCUGCUAGAUCGGUCGCAGAUCAGUUACUGUGUAUAUCCUGAUCCAAAACGACUUGAAGAUGAUGGGCGGCUCAUUUUCACAGGAACGACAUGGACCUUCACUAAAGUCCUGGCGACUUCAGAAACCCCUGUAAUCACAUUCAGAGUAUACGAUGGCGACAAAAUCGUGAUCGAGUUCAAUGACGAUGGCUUAACAAAGGCUGAUCUGGAAACAAUUUGCCAACCGGUCUCCAAAGAGCAAACAGGCGAAUACAAGUUCAAAACAAUUGUUAUCGCCAAUAAGAAGGUUCGCGUUCAAUCAGGAAAGUUCUCCUUCGACCUUCAACACAACAUCUCUGAUGACGAAGACAAUGUAAUGCAUCCUGUUUGGGUCACACCCACUGAGAUGGUUCCCAAGAAUAUGACUCGCAUCACACUGCACCUCCAUGACCAAGGCAGUAAAGAAGAGAUCGAGGCUUUGAGGAAGACUAUUCGUUCUCAAUUUGAGAAGCUGCAUGACGCAAGCUUUAUCUCUCUCAAAGAUAUCAAAUGGAUGAUGAUUGAGUUUCUUGAUGGCACUGGCUGUCUCGUUCGUUCCGAGGUCUUACAGAAGAAGAACGUUGGUAGGCAUGGAGUCGAAUUGGACAUCGCUGAUGGAGACCAAUGCACCAAGACCCAGUUCUAUCAUUUAACGGACUACUCUGUGGACAACUUGGCCACGUAUGUCACACUCGCCUUUCCUCUCACAGACGAGUCCACGCCUCAAGUUGACGGCGUUGAGGCAAGACAAUUGUUCAAUUUCGUGCCCCUAUGUGCAUCACCACUUUCAUUCCAUAUUCACUCAGAUUUUGAACUCGGGAAUGAUGGGCAGGGGCUGGACACUACAUCAGCCCGCAACAGAAACAUCCGAGACCUGAUUGCAAACGCAUUCUUUAAGGCUAUUUUACAAUUCAUUGAUAACAAAUAUCUUUGGAAUACCUGGUCAUUGCUCCUUACACCCAUUUUGGAGGACACAUACCCAUUCUGGUCUGCUCUUGACACUGAUAUUCGAAGUUGGAUAUCGAAAAAUCCGUCAUAUCUUCUGCGCAAGUAUCCUGUGGCGGCAGCGGCUAAACUGACCGAAUAUGGCCUCGCCACUCUAACCGACGCCCGACUGCUCGAACUUUUGGAGAUGGAUCUGGAAAGCCCGAAGCCGAGGAUGCACACCAGUACCUCGAGGGGUUGGCAAAUUGCCAUGUCGCGUCUCCUCACAAAGUUGCUCACGAAUGAUGAGCGAGUUGACAAGCUAAAAUCACUUCCUAUCGUGCAGCUACGGGACGGUAGCUGGACGUCCGCGGCUUCCGGGCCCGUAUAUUUUCCUAACUCAGAACACGAUGCCAUCCCUGAGUCGUUGGAGUUCCGAGAUGUGACUCUACUCGCAACAUUUCAACCGAAACGAAGAAAGCUAUAUGAAAAACUCGGAGUGAAUCAGCCCACAGCCAAGGAAGUCAGACAGAAGAUCCUGGACACUUUCAAGUCAGCCGAAACUUUACUACUUGACGACGUCUACGAGUAUCUUCGCUACCUAUACCUGACACAUCAGUCUUUCAAUAUUUUCACUCCCCAUGAACAGCCCUAUGGUGACGUGAGGGUUCUGACGACGGGCAUGAAACUCCAGAAUCCACAUACCACCACUGUAUACUAUCCGGGAACGGAUGAUCCGUAUAGCCCCGAGAGUCUGCUUGGCCCUGCUUCCAUGGCCAACUUCUUGCACCCGAAGAUAUGGAACGAGGGAGCGGAUAAGCCUGGUCCCUUCCACCCAACUUGGAAAGUAUGGCUUUGCGAUUCCGUCGGCAUACGGGAGCGGCCAAGUCUACUACAAGCUAAAGCGCAGUCCGAGUCCGAGUCUACCAACGACGGAUCCUCGACCGACGCUGGUAACAGAUUUUUGGGUUUCAUUGAGCGCCUUUGGAUACAUGAAGGCCACGAGCUGUUAAAGCAUCCAACUCUCGUCACCGAAAUUCGACAACGUCCUGCAAAGAAGUUAUGUGGUGUGGACUUCGAAGUCAGUUUACAGGAUACAUGGGCUCCGUCCGAGGACCUUCAAACUUCCGUCCAAGUGUUCAUGAUGAACCCUGACGUGUUCCCUUUCCUUAAACUUGAUGAUGAGAAAGACGUUGAUCUAGUCAUCGCUACCAGAUGGAGCUUCCUUACUAAACACUUUGGUGUUAAGUGGAAACACGACCUUGACUUCCCAGUGCAGAUGGUGAGGUGUAUCAAGCGCUCAAGCACCAAGCUAUCAUCGGUGCAAAUAGACAAACUCAUGAGGGUGUAUGAUUUGAUUAGCAGAACAUAUUCCUUAUCGGCAAGCGAAGAGAAAGCGAAAGCCUUGGAGUUUUUCAAAAAUGGUGGCGUGCUGUAUGCUGAAGCCAACAAAGCGGCCUGGUUAAGGACUUCACAUUGUGUUUGGGCUGGACCAACUGGUCUUGUAUCUAAACGCUCCAUCAAGCGCUUCUACUUCGAAAACAGCUGCGCCAAAAAGCAGUACCAGAGCAUCGUCCGGCUUCUCGUCAAUGAGCUCAAAAUUCGAGACGCUAACGGCGACGCCAUGGUUGAAGAGCUGGGUGCGCUACGGUUGCAAGAAUGUAAAGAUAUCCCCACCGUUCACCGUAUCUACACAUAUCUUGAUGGGCAGACUAUAUCUCCAGAAACGAGACGUAAGUUUCAUGAGCUUCCGCUCAUCCUAGUGGAACAAAGCGGGCAUUCAGAAUGGCUUCGCGCUUCACAAUGCUUUUGGUCUGAGGCAGAUUCAAAUGAUUUGAACGGCAACCUACAAAGGUGCUAUCCUGAUCUUAAGGAUUUCUUUCUUGAGAAGCUUGGUGUGAAGAUAUCAGCCUAUGACGCAUUGCUGAACACAAAUUCGGACAAUCCGGAGGAUAUACAACAGUUGAUUACGUCCUUUGCUGACGAGGUUCGCGAAUCGAUUCCCAGAUUUCCUGUUGAGCCAAUCCGACGGGCAAAGAUCUUCCCUGUCAGAAACCCCGGCGGAGAUGUAUUGUUGGUAUCUCUUGAUACGGAUUUUGCUAUUGCCGAUAGACAAGGCCUUCGAAGAAACCUGCAAGAUCACAUCAGAAUAUUGGACUUUGAUCUAGAGGGUGUGCGAUGGCUAUGGCCAUUCUUCCAAUGGCUUGAGAUUGAAGACCGAUAUCUUUCAAGAUGCGUAAAAAGAUCGUUCACCGUGUCUGAAGACGGCGCGGCGUCGGAAGAGGUAGAUCCAUGGGAUCUGAGACUCAAAGCAUAUCACAUCACUCAAAUCGCUGCCACUUUCCGCAUCUUUGCAACGUAUGGUAAUGCUACCUCACUAUAUCAACGGUUGAAAACCCUACGUGUUGUCGAGGUUUCCCACAUUUCCUCUGAAUUGGAAAUUACCCAAGAUCAGAAAGCAAUUCGGUCAACGCCACAAUCUGUCACUGCGCACAUAUCUGAUGACGAACCCAAUUUCACCAUCUAUGUGGCGAAAGACAAGAAGAAGAUCUUUUCAUUUCUGCCAAGAAUCCUGGAAGAAUGGCUCAGGCAGGAUAGGGAUCGCCGGCAUACGUUCGAAGUGAUUAGCUCGCUCACCUCUAUAAUUGCUAGUGACAUUUCCGUCCUGGAUGAAAUCCUCGAGGAUCAAGGUAUCAUAGAACUGCCUUUUGAGAAUAACGACACAAGUGGUUCCAAGAUGGCUUCGGAAGGCGCAUCUGAAUGCCUGUCUGUGAGGGAGGUAGUUGGGAAGCCAUCCGAAGAAGAUCGAGGAGAGUCGCUGGUCCUACGGGGGCGUGAUUCUGCAUCUGAAGUUGGAGCUCAGGAUGGAGUCAGGUAG